Brassica oleracea var. oleracea is the source of this 345-nucleotide messenger RNA. RefSeq lists its product as uncharacterized. Lineage: Eukaryota; Viridiplantae; Streptophyta; Magnoliopsida; Brassicales; Brassicaceae. The annotation marks the transcript as partial. The transcript is spliced from 2 exons. The record is from RefSeq and is a predicted model, not a curated record.
UACGCCGGCAAGACUCCUCUUUCCUUUGCCCCGACUGACUGUGCUGAGCUUGUUCGACAAAUUAAGGGUGGUCGCAAGGACUUGCCCGCUGUCAAGGACCUUAUUUUCAAGGACGCAUACGUCGAUGCGGCGAGGACUAAAAUUCUGAGCGACGGGAGCAUGAACUACGUCGUCGAGUUAUACGACUCAGCCCUUAAGGAGGCCACGUCCAAGUUAAAGCAAGCCGACAAGCUCGCUCGAGCGAAGGAUGUAGCUAUUGACCGCAAGACGAAGGAAUUUAAAGCGACAAUUGAUAAGGUUGCGGAGGAACGGGCUCAACUGAUUGAGAGGAAGAAGGCUCAUAAG